GCGUGCGCGCUGCCGCCACCAUCACCACCACCACCUCCUCCUCCUCUACCGCUUCCGUCAUCAUGGCUCACUCCCCUGUGCAGCAGCCCGGCCUGCCGGGGAUGCAGAAUCUGAAAGCAGAUCCAGAAGAACUUUUUACAAAACUGGAGAAGAUUGGCAAAGGUUCAUUUGGUGAAGUUUUUAAGGGAAUAGACAAUCGAACUCAAAAAGUUGUCGCUAUUAAAAUUAUUGAUUUGGAAGAAGCUGAAGAUGAAAUAGAAGACAUUCAACAGGAAAUCACGGUGCUAAGUCAGUGUGACAGCCCCUAUGUUACCAAAUAUUACGGAUCCUAUUUAAAGGAUACAAAAUUAUGGAUUAUCAUGGAGUAUCUUGGUGGAGGUUCUGCUCUUGACCUAUUAGAACCUGGCUCUCUUGAUGAAAUCCAGAUUGCUACAAUAUUGAGAGAGAUUCUGAAAGGACUUGAUUACUUGCAUUCUGAAAAGAAAAUACAUAGAGAUAUUAAAGCUGCUAAUGUGCUGCUUUCAGAACAAGGAGAAGUAAAACUAGCAGACUUUGGUGUAGCGGGACAACUUACUGAUACACAAAUAAAGCGGAACACUUUUGUGGGAACACCAUUUUGGAUGGCACCAGAAGUAAUAAAGCAGUCAGCAUAUGACUCAAAGGCAGAUAUUUGGUCACUGGGCAUAACAGCCAUAGAACUUGCAAAAGGGGAGCCACCUCAUUCAGAACUGCAUCCGAUGAAAGUUUUGUUCCUGAUCCCAAAGAACAAUCCGCCAACAUUGGAAGGAAGCUACAGUAAACCACUGAAAGAGUUUGUCGAGGCCUGCUUGAACAAGGAUCCAAGCUUUAGACCCACGGCAAAAGAACUCCUGAAGCACAAAUUUAUAAUACGCAAUGCAAAGAAAACCUCUUAUUUGACGGAUCUCAUUGACAGGCAUAAAAGGUGGAAGGCUGAGCAGAACCACGAUAACUCCAGCUCUGAAGAUUCAGAUGGAGAAACAGAUGGCCAAGCCUCAGGUGGUAGCGAUUCAGGUGACUGGAUAUUCACCAUCCGAGAGAAAGAUCCCAAGAAUCUAGAGAAUGGAGCUACUCAGCUACACGAGUGGGAGAGAAACAAGGAAAAUACUAUUCAACGGCGGCCUUUGUCUCGGUGCUUAUCUACAAUUAUAUCACCAUUAUUCACAGAGCUGAAAGAAAGGAGUGAAGCGUGUGGGGGAAACAUGGGAUCCAUAGAAGAACUAAGGGAGGCUAUUUAUUUAGCCGAAGAAGCAUGUCCGGGCAUUUCAGAUACCAUGGUGACAGAGCUUGUACAAAGGCUUCAGAGGUAUUCGGUAACCGGAGGAAGUGCAUCAUCCCACUGAAGUAUUGUCUUCGCCAUGUUUGUUUAACAGUGGGCACCUGUUCUGAUGCUGGUCUGCCACGCAGUUGGUCAGUGGUGUGUUCUCCAGUAAACAGACAUUCUUGAAGGGGCAGCAACAGAAACGGGUGCCUCACCAAGGGCAUUGUGGCUCAGCUCUGUAUAGUUUUUUUAAAAGAAACAAUAAUGCACAUAUUCAAAGGAGGUAUCUUUUUAAAUCUCUGAGAUGUAUAUUUAGGAUUGCUGUUAGGAAACUGAAGCUGUUAUGAAAUCUCAGGUAUCUUGCUUUAAGUCAUUGGUCUUCAGCUGCUGGGCGAGGAUCUUUAAGUGGGACGCAUCCCAGCCUUUCAUGGGUGCACUAGUGUCAGCAAUGCCAUUUUCUUCUGGGGGAGAUGUUUAUUUUAAGGAGGGGGGGGAGUGAAAAAGAGGAAAGUUAAAAAGUGGGCUCUAUGUUACAAGUAGGUGUUAAAGAUGGGUCCCUUGUCCAAAAAGUUGAAGGCAACUGCUUUUAAGUCGAUAAAUCUGUGAACUGGAAACAUACGAUUGGCUCUGUCUGUGUAUAGAUUUGUAUAUAGUCACUUUUUUACUGAAACCGACUCAAUGUGCAUCUGGAAUCCCUCUGUACAAAUGGCCAAGCGCUUCUGUAGAUAAUGCUUGUGAGGUAAAUAUUUUGGCAGAUCACAAUUGAUUCCUGGCUUGCCUUUGUUACACGGACAUUUUGAAUUGUGUGACAAGAGGUUUGACUUGACCUUGUGUUUAUAGGUCAGAAUAACUAAAACCCUGCUGUAAAAGGUGCAGAGUUUCCUCUUGUUUUGUCAUAAUCUCGGGUUGGUUCUCUAAUCAUGGUACGACUUUGAUUAUUUUAAUUUACAGCAUCUUUUCCUUUGAAAUUGUUUAAUAUUUGUGUUCUUUGAGUGGCUUUUAUAUCUGUUGAAAAUUGUGCCAAUUCAAGGUUUGAGUUCCCCUUUGGUAGGUUUAUUUAAAGUUAGCUGCAAAACCCGACCAUCUUAUACAACUAAAGUAACAAGAAAAAUGUUUUGAAAUACCUCCUAGAAAAGUUGGCUGAAUAAUGGCAGUUUUGUAAGGCGCAUUGGUCUUAAAAUGAUGAUGGAGAAGAUGGUAAAAUGUGGUGCAUAUGAGAACGUACAAUCAUAUCUCCCUCUUGAACAAUCAUAAAUUUGGCUUCAGCUAUGCAUCCAGUAUCCUUUCUUGAGGAAGAAAAUGCUUGAUACAUCAUCAGGAGGACUUGAAAUAGAAAUUCUCGCUGCUGCUGUUUCUUCUGUUUAAUUUGAAUAUCUGUAUAUUUGGUUGUUGCUUCAUUUUGUGAUUCUUUGUUUGAACUUGGCCUGUGUUAAAAUGGGCAGAAAUAAGUACAGUGUUCAAGCUGGGGAAAUCUUUUUGUUGAUGCUGUAUAAUGAUCUGAUGGGGUGUUUUUCCUCUAAUAGAGCAAAUUUUGGUCAUAGCCAAUAUUUUUAGUAUUUCUGCACAGAAAUAUAUUUUAAUCUUCAAAAAAAUUAAAAAUGCAACAAUGGUCAAGUCCAUCUUCAUUUGGAAAGUUAGCCCUCUGGGCCCAAACAUUAGUGAUUAAACCUCUAAUGACAGGUUUGUUGUGUGAUGAUGACAGUCUCUUGAUAAAGCACUGAAAUGGACUAAUCAUAAGCAGGGGGCGCUGGAAACUUUUUGGCGAUGAUCCAUUACUGUAAGAAUAAAAAAUAGAACUUAA
Molecule: messenger RNA, 3080 nt
Organism: Gekko japonicus
Lineage: Eukaryota; Metazoa; Chordata; Lepidosauria; Squamata; Gekkonidae
Gene: STK24
Product: serine/threonine kinase 24
Exons: 11
Coding region: 63-1361 (432 amino acids)
Biological process (GO): protein phosphorylation
Molecular function (GO): ATP binding; protein kinase activity
Source: RefSeq, a predicted model, not a curated record